CUAACAUCAUAUAAUCAUUCACGCUUCUCUGGAGUUAAAAACGAAAUUAAAAGAGAGAGAUGUUGAGUGUUAAGAAGGUAGCUGAAUCAUGUGUUAGUAGUAGUAAAUUGGAGCGUAUUCCCUCAAAAUAUAUGUAUUUGAAAAAUAAGAGCGACGAGGACUCCUCCGUUAUUUUGUGUGAUGAAGAAGCUCAGAAUAUUACAAUUCCAACAAUUGAUUUCUCCCACCUUAUCUCUUCCAACCCCACUCAACGUUCCAAGGAAAUCCAACAAUUAGGCCGCGCCUGCACCGACUGGGGUUUCUUUAUGCUAAUCAAUCAUGGGGUACCGGAGACACUGAGAGAGGAAGUGCUUAGGGCAUGCAAGGGGUUUUAUGAUUUGCCUGAGGAAUAUAAAAGGCAAUAUGAAGGAGGGGAUAUAUUUGCUCCAAUAAAGUGUGGGACAAGCUUCAAUGCCAAUGUGGAGAAGACCUUUUUGUGGAGGGAUUAUCUCAAAUGCCAUGUUCACCCUCAUUUUCAUGCUCCAUCUAAUCCCCAAGGUUUUAGCGAAACUACAGAAGCAUACUGCAAAAGGAGUAGGGAAGUGAUUGGAGAGUUGCUAAAAGGAAUAUCAAUAAGCUUGGGACAAGAAGAAAACUACAUACAUAAAGUGAUGAAUAUUGAAUCAGGAUUCCAAAUGAUGGUUGUUAACUUUUACCCACGUUGUCCUAUGCCUGACCAAGCAAUGGGUCUCCCUCCACACUCAGAUCAUGGCCUUCUAACCCUGUUGCUGCAAAAUGAGCUUGAAGGCCUUCAACUUCUCCGUAAUGACAUGUGGAUCCCUAUCCACCCUUUACCCAACUCUUUUAUUGUUAACACUGGGGAUCACAUGGAGAUAUUGACUAAUGGAAAAUAUAAAAGCAAUAUACAUCGCGCCAUUGUGAACAAGAACGCCACCAGGAUUACUAUUGGUACGGCGCAUGGGCCGCCGCUCGAUGCCGUCGUUGGCCCUGCCACUGAGCUGAUCGGGGAGGACAAUCCCCCUGCUUAUCGUGCCAUCAAAUAUAAAGAUUACAUGCGUCUUCAACAGAGCAAAGAACUCGACGGAAAGAGUUGCUUGGGUCAUGUUCGCAUUUCAAUAUAGAGUUCAAGCAUUUAUGAAUUUCUUGCUUUGUUUGUGCUGUAAUUUAAUAUUGAAUUGAUUUGGGGAAUGUAAUUUAAAUUUUCUGUCUAAAAGAUAAAUAAACUUUAUGGCUGGAAAUGGUGAAUGUUGUAUUGAAUUAAAUAGAAUCAAGUUAAUUUCUAAAGUCAAGUAGUCUCUUGUAAGAAACUUGAUAAGAACACUAUAUGUACCGCAAGACUAAAGGACCUCUUGAAAGAAAAUAUUUUGAAAAGAUAUUUCUUUCGGAGGUGAAAUUAGGAUACGAGAACGUAAAUUUAUAGGAUCGGAGCAUGAUGCUGCAGCCGAUCUACUUACUCUCUAGGAUGUCAAAUUCAUUUUAAGGCAUUGUAAGAGACUCCGUUCAAUAAUAGUCUAAGAGCAAGGUAUAAAGAUUAAGGAUA
This is a messenger RNA of Arachis duranensis, 1540 nucleotides long. Its product is annotated as 2-oxoglutarate-dependent dioxygenase 19. Lineage: Eukaryota; Viridiplantae; Streptophyta; Magnoliopsida; Fabales; Fabaceae. The coding region runs from base 60 to 1121 and encodes 353 amino acids. The transcript is spliced from 4 exons. The record is from RefSeq and is a predicted model, not a curated record.